Molecule: messenger RNA, 501 nt
Organism: Plenodomus lingam JN3
Lineage: Eukaryota; Fungi; Ascomycota; Dothideomycetes; Pleosporales; Leptosphaeriaceae
Source: RefSeq, a predicted model, not a curated record
AUGGGCGAACUCGACCUCCUGAAACCCACCAUCGAGCGCUCCCUCGGCGGCACCAUCCACUUUGGCCGCGUAAACAUGAAGCCCGGAAAACCGACCACAUUUGCCACUGUGCCCGUCAAAGACGACCACGGGAACCGUGUCGAUAAAGUCAUAUUCUCGUUGCCGGGGAAUCCCGCUUCUGCAGUCGUGUGUUUCCAUCUCUUUGUGCUACCGGCGCUGCACGCGCAGGCGGGGAUUACGCCCGUGGGACUGCCGAGGGUCAAGGUGGUGCUGGGUGAGGAUGUGAGGAUGGACAAGGGCCGCCCAGAGUAUCAUCGUGCGCUUGUUGUGACGAGAGAGGAUGGCUUGAUGUAUGCUAGUUCGACGGGUGGCCAAAGGAGCUCGAAGAUUGGGAGUUUCAAGGGCGCGAAUGCGUUGUUGGUUAUGCCGCAGGGUGAAGGGGUGUUGAGGAAGGGGGAGAAGGUGGAUGCGCUGUUGAUGGGCAAGUUGGCGAGUGAUUGA